Molecule: messenger RNA, 1047 nt
Organism: Cryptomeria japonica (Japanese cedar)
Lineage: Eukaryota; Viridiplantae; Streptophyta; Pinopsida; Cupressales; Cupressaceae
Exons: 1
Coding region: 1-1047 (348 amino acids)
Molecular function (GO): catalytic activity
Source: RefSeq, a predicted model, not a curated record
AUGAAUAUAGCAGAGAUGGACCUAUUCAAGCAAAAAUUAGGCUUUAGAAAAGCAGAGGACUCUCCAGUCCUUGGGGUUUCGGGUGGAUUAGCAAUCAUUUGGGAUCCUAGAAACGCCUUAUUUACUCCUAUUGAGAAGAGGCAGAAUUGGAUGUGUGGGAGGGUAAACUGUUAUAAUAACAAAUUAAAAUUUAACCUCAUCAAUGUGUAUGGACCCACUCAGAACAGGGACAAAGCCCUUGUAUGGUUAGAAAUUGAAACAUUCUUUAAAAACAAUCCGAAUGAGGUAAGCAUUAUUGGAGGAGACUUUAAUGCCAUUUUAAAAGUUUCAGAUAAGAGAGGAGGAAGCAACAAGUUAUCAGUAGUAGCCAUAGAAUUUGCAGAUUGGAUCAAUAGAAACUCCCUUAUGGAGAUCCAGACAACGGAUAACACCUUCACAUGGAAUAAUAGGAGGAAGGGUUUCAACAACAUAGCAGAGAAACUGGAUAGAUUCUUCAUCUUUGGGGGAUUAUCAAAUUUUAAUAACACUAUGGAAGCAGAGAUCCUACCUAUAUCUGGGUCGGAUCAUUAUCCGAUCCAACUAGAAAUAUUGGUAGAGCAAGGCCCAAAGAACUGUCCGUUCAAAUUUGAGCAAAUGUGGUAUAAGGAUGAGAACAUAUUGCUUUUGGAGAAGUGUUGGAAAGAGGAGGUUGUCUCAGGGUCAAAAAUGUUUAUUGUGGCAAACAAACUGAAAAUCAUUAAGAGGAAGCUCUUGGAAUGGAAUGUUGAACAUUUUGGCAACAUAUUUGAAAGGAAACAAUUAGUGGAAACAAAACUAAAGGCUGUCAAUACUGAAGUCCUAAAGAGUGGAAUGGAUGAGAUUCUUUUCCUAAGGGAAAAAACACUUCUCAAGGAUUAUGAAGACAUCUUAGCAAAGGAAGAAAUCUAUUGGAGACAAAAAUCUAGAGAAUCAUGGCUGAAGGAUGGAGACCGAAACACUAAGUUUUUUCAUAACAACACUAAGCUCAAGAGAUGUGUAAAUAGGAUUUCUAGCAUUAGGAAUUCUUAG